Molecule: messenger RNA, 429 nt
Organism: Zingiber officinale
Lineage: Eukaryota; Viridiplantae; Streptophyta; Magnoliopsida; Zingiberales; Zingiberaceae
Exons: 1
Coding region: 1-429 (142 amino acids)
Source: RefSeq, a predicted model, not a curated record
AUGGGCAAUUGCCUAGUUCUUGAGGAGAAAGUGAUCGAAAUAAUGAAGACGGACGGGGAGACACUUCGGCACCAAUCACCAUUGAAGGCCCAACAAGUGCUGAAUAUGUUCCCUGGGCAUGCGAUCUCUGAGACACUUCCGAGGAUCACAUACUCGGAUCCAACCAUGUCGAUGAGGCAUGGGAGACUCUGCCGUCGUCUACCACCCGAGAAGCAACCCGCCAAGACAGGUGCUGAUGAAGAUGGAUUUAUCAGAAUCAAGAUGGUUAUAACGAAGCAACAAUUUCGGGACAUGCUAAGGAAAGGAGGUGUUUCCCCUGAUGGCAUGCUGAGGAGCCCUAGUGGUGCAACAGGUGAGAAGACAAGGUCCAUGGAGUGGAGGCCUACUUUACAAAGCAUACCGGAAGGAGAUGAUCUCUGCUUGGAAUAG